Colletotrichum godetiae is the source of this 5328-nucleotide messenger RNA. RefSeq lists its product as uncharacterized. Gene Ontology annotation, molecular function: zinc ion binding. Gene Ontology annotation, cellular component: endoplasmic reticulum membrane. The record is from RefSeq and is a predicted model, not a curated record. Lineage: Eukaryota; Fungi; Ascomycota; Sordariomycetes; Glomerellales; Glomerellaceae. Bases 1 to 5328 code for a protein of 1775 amino acids. The transcript has 2 exons.
AUGGACGACCCCGCGAUGGAGCCGCUGGCAGCCGCCGAUGCCAUCGCGCACCCUCACCGACGCUUCUCGGCUUCGAGGCCUGCUUCCGUCUCCCACGAUGCUGCUAAGGCACGAUCCCAAGCGAACGAUGUCGGCGCGCUCGACCCCGACACAUGCCGCAUUUGCAGAGGCGAGGCGACCGCCGAGGAACCGCUCUUCUACCCAUGCAAAUGCAGUGGCAGUAUCAAAUACGUUCACCAAGACUGCUUGAUGGAGUGGCUGUCACACUCCCAGAAGAAGCACUGCGAGCUGUGCAAGACACCCUUCCGCUUUACCAAGCUCUACUCGCCCAAGAUGCCAAAGACUCUCCCGGCUCACGUCUUUGUCGGCCACAUGGCCAAAUACCUCUUCAGAAACGUCCUUGUAUGGCUGCGAGCCGCACUGGUCAUCAGCGUAUGGCUCUGCUGGCUGCCCUACCUCAUGCGCUCAGUUUGGGCGUUUCUGUUCUGGGUCAGCGACGAGGGUCUGGGUAGCGGCGCUCUGUGGAACAGCUCAAACGCAACAGUUAGCCGGGGUGUCUCGGUGGCAUUCUCUGUUGCCAAUUCCAACGUCUGCCCUGCUUCGCCUCUGCUCGAACCAACCACGACGCCGGCGAAUUUGGGAGGAAUGCUCAAGGAUAUUAUUCAAGGCCAGGAACUGCCCUUUAGCCGGUCAUUCCACGGCGUCAAUAUUACCACCAACGACUCGAUGACGGCAGCUCUCAUGAGGAUGUUGCUAGGGUCCAUCACUUCCUCUGGUUCUGCCAACUCUAGCUCAGUACUCUCUCCGAGCGACCCCGUUCUCGAUCGCCAUCCUUCUUUGUUGAGCGGCGUGUCUUGGUUGCGCAACAUGACCCGGUACCCGGUCGUAAACCGGACCAUCAUCGGCGUGCUAGAAGGCCAAAUCAUCACGAUACUAGUCAUCAUCUCGUUCAUUCUUGUCAUCCUGGUUCGCGACUACGUUGUUCAGCAGCAACCCGAAAUCAACAUGCGAGCCGCCUUUGCCGCCAACGACAACGCACAAGCCCAGCCGCAGCCUGAACCGCACCAUCAACAUGAGGAGCAUUUCCACGACCAUGAUCAUGAGCACGAGCAUGCGCACACCCAUGAUGGUCCUGGCAUGGUUGAUGAGUACGGUGCGGCAAAUUUGAGAGGGCCAAGUGACAGCGAGGAUGAUGACGAUGAAUCAUUUACUGGCGGCCGACGCGGAAUCCAGGAUGAUCUACCUCACAUGGCUUGGGACGAACGAGAACCAAUGUCCGAGCUUGCAGCUCCACUGUUGCCGGCAGGUUUACCGACGAGGAGACUCGGCAGUUUUGGGCCCCGCGCCCAAGGAGGACCCGACGCCGACUUUGACUUCAACACACCUCCCGAAGGCGGGUCCAACAAGGACUCGCAGACCCCUGUAGCAACUGUUCACGAAUACCUCCGUAUAUACCGACAGGCCAAUGGUGACCCCGAGAAGAUCCUCAGAAUCAUUGAGGAGGAGAAGUUGGAUGAGCCACUUGGCUAUUGGGCAAGGAUCACCAAAUCGAUGAUGGAAAAGAAUCGAGAUUCGGGUGCUUCCCAGUCGAAAAAGAGCCAGCCUGGACCUGAAGGACCUUCCGCCUCUGGAGAUUCUCAAGCUUCGUCUCCAUUCUCGGUUCAACUGCCCGCCCCUUCAACACCACAGUUCUCAUGGCCGCCGCAACCACUUGGUGAGAGUAGUAUUAAUGGGACAGGAAAGGGCAAGGAGAAGGAAACGCCGACAGAUUUCGGCUUCGAAACAGGUCUGGGAGACGAACGCGCAAGCCCUUCAAGAUCGACUCCCUUCCAGAGUCCUCUUCGGCCUCGCUCCGUUUCCGAUGGCCCUCAGAUGAACAACACUAUCAACCCUCUUGCGAACAAUAGCUGGUCAUUCUCCGGCCUGAAUACUGCACCGCAAGCCGAACCUCAGGCGCAGGAGCCAAUGCAAUCAUUUGGUUUCGAUCCUCAGGGACAAGAAUUCGGUCUUCCCCCAGCCCGAUUCACACCACCGCGAAGCAAUACCCCAGAUUUCGGUUCAGAUGCGGAUCACGAUUUUGAGACUGUUGAGCCGAUUCACGAGGAUGGGCUCUUUGGCUUCAACGAGCCAGAGAUGCAACUGCCUGAUCUGAUAAUCGGGCCAGCUCAAGCCAAUGACAUCCCCGAGGAGCCGCUCGAGGACAUCAACGGCUUGCCUCAGGAUGCCGAGGAUGGUAGAAUAGCCCAGCGGCCGCCUCUCCAGCGGGGAGUUAUGGAUCGCGUUGCCGACUUCAUGUGGGGCGACAUUGAGGUGCGAGAGCUAGACAUUGGCGGUCGAGACGACGAUGCCGCUCAUGAACAUGAUCAUGAUCAUGACAGCGACGACGACGACUUUGAUGAUGAUCUGGAUGAUGACGAGCAAGACGCUGUUGAGCAAGACCGUGAGGUCGUUGAAGCUGCCGUCGCCGCCGGGCUUGAUCCUGAAGCGAUCGAUGAUGCCGAAGAUUUCGAGGGCAUCAUGGAACUGAUCGGCAUGCGUGGACCCAUUGCUGGUCUCUUUCAAAAUGCAAUCUUCUGCGUUGUGCUUGUCUCCGUCACGAUCUUCGUGUGCGUUUUCAUUCCUUACAACCUGGGACGUGUCAGCGUCUGGGCUGCCAUGAAUCCGAUGCGCCUUGUGCGAAUGCUCUUUAGCGCGACAAAGUUCAUCCAAGACGUUGCGGUUGGCAUCAUGAGCGGACUGACCAGUCUAACCUUGUGCUUCAUUUACACAACAGGACGCAUGAUGGGCUUCCCAGCCAAGAAUGGGGUUGGCUUGCUCAUGAAGAAGACGUUCGACAUCUUCAUGAGUGCUUCAAGCAGAGUCCUCGAGAGUCUGACCAGCGAAUUGCCCAUUAUUUCGACCACCGAGAUGCAGAACUUUUCCGCCAUCAGCCAUGAGGCACUGCUCGACUUCAAAUCCUAUCUCUCGGGAUCUUUUGCUGCUGUGGGAGACAUACUUGGCGCCGUCUUCGAUCGCGACCUGAUAGCCAACACCACGUAUGCAGCGUCACUCUUAGCGAACGCAACCAUAUACACAUGGAACGCCGUUCGCGAUGUUCCCAUUAGCAUCCUCAACCCUGGAUCAUGGGUCAUCAGCUUCAGUGUGCCGGAGCCCUCGACGGUCGUUAACCCUGCACUAUCGUAUUGGUCAGGGACGGAUCGAUUCUGGGCAAUUCUCUGCGGUUACUUCACCUUUUCAGCAAUCAGCGCGCUCUACCUGAAGCGGGGAUCGCCCUUCUCGACGGGGCAGACGGGCCAAGAAUGGGAAGCUUCCUUAAUCGACUUGCUAAACCAAGCUAGCGGCGUUAUGAAGGUCAUUCUUAUCAUCAGCAUCGAGAUGCUCAUUUUCCCACUGUACUGUGGUCUCCUCUUGGACGCGGCUCUACUACCUCUCUUCGAAGCAACCACUUUGAAAUCGCGGGUCGCCUUCACCGUCAAUUUUCCGCUCACCUCCAUCUUUGUACAUUGGUUCGUGGGAACGGGGUACAUGUUCCACUUUGCCCUCUUUGUUUCCAUGUGCCGAAAGAUAAUGCGGAAAGGUGUCCUCUAUUUCAUUCGCGAUCCAGACGACCCCGAGUUCCACCCCGUUCGCGAUGUACUUGAACGCAACGUUGUGACGCAACUGCGCAAGAUUCUAUUCUCUGCCUUUGUAUACGGAGCACUGGUCAUCAUUUGUCUCGGAGGUGUGGUGUGGGGUCUGGCCCUGUCUCUUCCCAGCGUUCUGCCGAUUCACUACUCUUCCAAUGAGCCUGUCUUGGAGUUCCCCGUCGACCUCUUGUUCUACAACUUUGCUAUGCCUCUAGCAGUCAAGUUCUUCAAGCCUAGCGAUGGCUUGCAUGCCAUGUACACUUGGUGGUUCCGCAAGUGUGCCAGAGGCCUUCGGUUGACUUGGUUCCUCUUUGGCGAACGCCGCAUUGAUGAAGAGGGCAUUCUGGCGCUGCGCCCUGGCUCGGACCAACUUGCCCUCCCUUGGUGGAGGCGAGCCCUUCUCGAGGUUAACAAAGAAAACAAGGUGAUACCCAAGACGUGGGAGGAUACGUUUGAAGGUGGCACCGCGAAGCCAUCUUCUGCCAUCGCAUCCGACCAGAUGGUCAUCCUCACCCUGAAGAAAGCACGCCUUGUCGAAUCUGGACAGCUCCUAGAAGAGGGCCAGUUUGUUCGGACCCCUGCCUCGGACCAGGUCAAAAUCCCCAAGGGACGACGCGUGUUCAUGCCGGUUUCUGAGGGCAACUCUCGACUGGACGGCAAAGACGACGCGCUCGAUGGCGACCUUUACUCGACGGACCAGUACCAGCUGGUGUACAUUCCGCCGCACUUCCGUGCUAGGGUCUUCUUGUUCAUUAUGUUCAUUUGGAUCUUUGCCGCAGUCACAGGCGUCAGCUUCACAAUCAUGCCACUAGUAUUCGGUCGCAAGAUGUUCAAGGUCCUCAUCCCAGCCCACAUUCGCACCAACGACAUUUACGCUUUCAGCAUCGGUAUCUACAUUCUGGGCUCCGCAGCAUACUUCCUCUUCCAUGCCCGUUCCAUUUUUUACAAGAUGAAGACGUGGGCAUUUACAAAUCUACAGUCUGUGUGGCAGAGCGAUGCUCCCAUGCGAGUUGCCCUCAUGGGCAUUCAUACUGCCAGGCUUGCUUACGCGUACACGAUUCUCCUGGUCGUUUUCCCUCUCAUCCUUACGGCCCUCAUGGAAUUGUACUGCCUCAUUCCUCUCCACACUUACAUGUAUCCACCGACGCCUUACAUCGUCGGGACCAACAAUGGUGGUCAGUUCAAAGACGGUAUCGCGGUGUCGAACCAGCACACGGCGAGGGUCAUACAAUCCUGGACCCUGGGCUUGCUCUACGUCAAGCUCGGGGCUCGGGCCAUCACCAGCCUGUACGAGGGCACUCGCAUGGCGCAAGCCGUCCGCGCCGUCCUCCGCCGUGGAUGGCUCCAGCCCGACGUUCUCGUAUUGACGAGGGCUUUUGUUGUUCCUGGUCUGCUCAUUGGUGGUUUGGCGAUAUUCGGGCCGCCUUAUGCCGUUGGCUGGAUGGAGUCACGCGGCAUGCUCGGUGUACCUGCACCUGCACCACACGAACUCAAGAUGGUUUAUCGUCUUUCUUAUCCCGCUGGUGCGUUCAGCGCACUGGCAGCAAUGGCACUAUGGAGUAUCGUCGGCGUCUUUAACAAUUGGAAAGCGCGUAUUAGAGACGAGGCCUACCUUAUCGGGGAGAGGCUUCACAACUUUGGCGUCGGCGCCGCGGGUGCUGCGGGCGCGCGGGGGCCGUGGCGGAUUCGGGGACGAGCGUAG